Molecule: messenger RNA, 844 nt
Organism: Drosophila grimshawi
Lineage: Eukaryota; Metazoa; Arthropoda; Insecta; Diptera; Drosophilidae
Product: serine protease SP24D
Exons: 2
Coding region: 19-774 (251 amino acids)
Biological process (GO): proteolysis
Molecular function (GO): serine-type endopeptidase activity
Source: RefSeq, a predicted model, not a curated record
GUUAUCAAUUAAACCAUAAUGCCAACAGUUCACAUUGUAUUCCUGCUGCUGCUCAGUGCAGCUGUUAACGGUGCCACAGCCCAGCCACAAGGUCGUCUACUGGAAGGAAAGGGUGCUGAGGUCGGUUCUCAUCCGUACAGUGUUUCGGUGCAACGGAAUGGCGCCCAUGUCUGUGGUGGUGCCCUGAUCAGUGCUAAGGUGUGCCUGACUGCCGCACAUUGUGUAACCACUGGCGGUAUUGAAAGCUAUCCGGCUCGCACUUUUCUUGUACGAGCGGGCAGUAUUCAGCGUCUGGCUGGUGGCCAACUAGCGCAGGUCGAUCACAUUAAGGUGCACAAAGGCUAUGCGAAUGGAUUGAAUAAUGUGGCGUUGAUGGUAUUGCAGCAGCCGCUAACACUUAAUGCCAAUACACAGCCCAUUGCACUGGCCUCUGAAGUACCGCCGUCCGAUGCCGAGAUCAUCUACACGGGAUGGGGAGCCGUAAGCAAUCAGGGUGCUUCCAGUCAACGAAUGCUUGUGGGCAGCCGGAAGGCGAUCAGUGCAGCUGACUGUCAAAAACAACUCUAUGUAGAUCACGAGGGACUCCUAUGUCUGGUAUCAGCAUCAGAAACGAUAGCAAAUGGUAUCUGUCAUAAUGAUGCUGGUGCUCCGGCUGUCUACAAGAAUGAGCUAGUCGGCAUAGGCAGCUUCUUUGUAGAUGUCUGCGGCAGUUUGAAGCCGAAUGGUUUUAUGAGUAUUCCUUAUUAUAGAGGCUGGAUCAUUGAGAAUAUGUAAUCAAGCUCUUGAAUAAAGCAUAACUCUGUAGGCCUUAUAUGUAGUAGCUUACUUUACCCAAAAUGUAAAA